AAUGCUAAUUCCAUCUCUCUUUCUCUCUGUGUGUCUCUCUCUGUCAAACAUAUAUAUUUCACACUUUGAGCUCCACAGAUCUAUUCGCAUACGGAAUCUUAUACAGCACUGUGAUUUUAUUUCUUCCAAUCGUUUUUCCAAGUAUUGUUGUCUAGCUCAUACAAACUAUCUCAUCGAUCAUCUUGUGUUUCAUUACCUCUUGUUUAAGUUAUAUAUAACUGGAUAUAGAAGUAGAAUCAACCCAGCAUGACCUAGCUAUUCUGUUUCAUGACGAUUAUUUAGGAGACUGCAUUUAAAUCAUUUACUUGAUCUUUAACGAACUCAUCACGUACGGUACACUAUGGUCGUGAAUUAAUCUUUCAUUUUUCACGUAAAAUUUUUAGACAAUGCUUUAAGAUAGUUCAAAUCGAUCAUGAAACUACCUGGUGUACCUAGCUAUAAAUAAGUUGCAUGCCCACUUCACUGAAGAAUCAUGGGAUCCCAACUAGAAUCAUCUGAAUGUUUAUCAUACAUAGGAGGAUUGCCACAUGUUUUAGAUCUUAAUCGCUAAAUAGUUGGUUUAGAAUUGUAACAUGUUAUUUGGCCAGUUAUCUACGAUAACCGAUAUUACGAAAGUCACGAAUUUGAAGUUAAUUUAUUCAUCAUCAAAUUAGUGAGAUGGAUCGAGUUACAGUACAUAAGAAACAAAACGAAAACUAGGAAUGAUAUUUGUUUUUAUUUUAUUUUCCUCAAUGACUCCAGUUCCGAAACCUCUAUAGUGUUCACAUGGUAGUAUGGAAAACUAAAAAACUUAACUUUAAAAUAAUAUUUCCCAUAAUUAGAUUUACAUUCAACGGUGAUUGACCAUGAUUUCUUUAGUUAUUAGGUGACCAUGUGAACACUACUACAUGACACGUACGUAUCUAUAUUUUUGAAGGUGGUUUGUUUGAUUUUUAUUUUUUAUUUUUUUGAAACGUUGAAGGUGGUAUUAGAUUCGUUAGAUUUGACAGCCUGAUUAUCAGGGAUGCUCAGAAUUCAGAAAUCUGGGGAGGGCUGAAAACUACCUUUGACAUUGUUUAUAAUAAAAUGGACGAAAUAUUGACGAAAAUUUAGAACCACCAAACAUGAUAUUCAUAGCGUUAGACUUAAGUUCCACGGUGGAACCCUCCCCACCUCGAUUUGUCGAUCAAGCAAAUCCCCACCUCUAAAUCCCACCAAAUUCAAAUCUCGCAACAAACCUAACCUUCUCUGAUAUUACCCUCCAAUUUUUAAACUUGGUGGUUUUGUCUGUUCUCAUUUCAGAACUAACAAAGCUCCAGACGUACGUACGUAGGCCACCCUGCGUUUCUCAUUUCAUGGCGACCAAGUUCUUUGCUCUUGCGUGCAUACGCGACAGCAACGGUGAAGCCCGCGGCGGCAGCAGCGAUCUGUCGCCGCGGCCUCACUACCCGUCCAUGCCAAAGUACCCUAAGGGCGUGGUGGCGGAGGAGACCACUAUGGUGGAGGGCACCGAGUCCAAGGCUGUGUUCUCCGUCAUCGGCAUGACCUGCUCCGCCUGCGCCGGAUCUGUAGAGAAGGCUGUGAAGAGGCUACCGGGGAUUCGUGAAGCUGUCGUCGACGUGCUCAACAAUCGUGCUCAAGUCAUGUUCUUCCCCGAUUUCGUUAACGCGGAGACCAUCCGUGAGACAAUUGAAGAUGUUGGAUUUCAAGCAACAUUGAUUGCUGACGAGGGAAAUGAGAAGUCCACGUUGGUAUGCAGAAUAAGGAUCAAAGGAAUGACAUGCACUUCUUGCUCUUCCACUGUUGAAUCAGCUUUGCAGGCAGUGCAUGGUGUACAAAAGGCCCAAGUUGCCUUAGCAACUGAAGAAGCAGAUGUCCACUAUGAUCCCAAGAUAGUGAGCUGCAAUCAGCUGAUGGUAACCAUUGAAGACACUGGAUUCGAAGCCAUACUUAUCAAUUCAGGUGAAGGCAUGAGCAAGAUUGAUCUUAAAGUUGACGGUGUAAGAACUGAUCAUUCGAUGCGAAUACUUGAGGAGUCUCUUCAAGCACUCCCUGGGGUGCAAGGUGUAGAUAUACAUCAUGAUGACAGAAAAAUAUCACUUUCUUACAAGCCAGAUAUAACAGGUCCAAGAAACUUCAUCAAUGUGAUUGAAACAACUGGAUCAAGGCGUUUCAGGGCGAAGAUAUAUCCAGGUGGUGGAGCAGGAAGAGAAAGUCAUAGGAAGGAGGAGAUUCAGCAGUACUACAGAUUCUUUCUCUGGAGUUUGGUUUUCACUGUUCCGGUAUUUUUAACUUCCAUGGUCUUCAUGUACAUUCCUGGACUUAAACAUGGCUUGGAUAAGAAAGUAGUAAAUAUGCUCAGCAUUGGGGAGCUUAUAAGGUGGAUUCUGUCCACUCCGGUGCAGUUCAUCAUAGGCCGGAGGUUCUAUACUGGCGCAUACAAGUCGUUGCGCCAUGGUUCUGCUAAUAUGGAUGUGUUAAUUGCCUUGGGAACUAAUGCAGCAUAUUUCUAUUCAGUCUAUUCUGUACUUAGAGCUGCCACCUCCCCUCAUUUUAAGGGUACAGAUUUCUUUGAGACAAGUGCAAUGCUUAUAUCAUUCAUUCUGUUAGGGAAGUACCUUGAGGUGUUAGCUAAGGGGAAGACAUCUGAUGCCAUUGCCAAACUGAUGGACUUGGCACCUGAUACAGCCACUUUGUUGACAUUAGACGAAGAAGGGAAUGUGUUAGGGGAAGAAGAAAUUGAUGGUCGGUUGAUACAAAAGAAUGAUGUUAUCAAAAUUAUUCCAGGGGCGAAAGUAGCUUCAGAUGGUUAUGUGAUAUGGGGACAAAGCCAUGUGAAUGAGAGUAUGAUAACAGGAGAAGCGCGGCCAGUGGCGAAAAGGAAGGGUGAUACAGUCAUUGGAGGUACUGUGAAUGAAAAUGGUGUGUUGCAUAUCAAGGCAACAAGGGUUGGAUCAGAAAGUUCCCUUGCGCAGAUCGUACGGCUUGUUGAGUCUGCUCAGAUGGCGAAAGCUCCUGCUCAGAAGUUUGCUGACCGCAUUUCUAAGUUCUUUGUGCCACUGGUGAUCAUGCUUUCAUUCUUUACCUGGCUAUCAUGGUUUUUGGCUGGAAAAUUCCAUGGCUACCCGAAAUCUUGGAUACCGAAGUCCAUGGAUAGCUUUCAGCUUGCUCUCCAGUUUGGAAUCUCUGUCAUGGUUAUUGCCUGCCCUUGUGCUCUAGGCCUAGCAACUCCUACUGCUGUCAUGGUUGGUACUGGAGUUGGUGCAUCCCAAGGUGUACUGAUCAAAGGAGGCCAGGCAUUAGAAAGUGCACAUAAGGUGAACUGCAUUGUGUUUGACAAGACAGGGACUCUCACAAUUGGGAAGCCACUCGUUGUUAACACACGACUCCUGAAAAAUAUGGUGCUUCGAGAAUUCUAUGAACUUGUUGCGGCAGCUGAGGUUAACAGUGAACACCCUUUGGCCAAGGCCAUUGUUGAGUAUGCCAAAAAAUUCAGAGAAGAUGAAGAGAAUCCAACCUGGCCAGAAGCGCAUGACUUCGCCUCCAUUACCGGUCAUGGGGUGAAAGCUAUUGUUCGAGGCAGGGAAAUAAUUGUGGGGAACAAGAGCUUGAUGGUGGAUCAGAACAUUGCAGUUCCACUUGAUGCAGAAGACUACCUUGCAGAAGCUGAAGGGCUGGCUCAAACAGGGAUUCUAGUAGCCAUAGAUGGACAAGUGGCCGGAGUUCUAGCAAUAUCUGAUCCACUGAAACCAGGUGCUCAAGAAGUCAUUACCAUACUCAAGUCCAUGAAUGUUAAAAGCAUAAUGGUGACAGGUGACAAUUGGGGUACUGCAAAUUCUAUUGCCAACGAAGUUGGUAUCGAUACUGUUAUAGCUGAAGCGAAACCUGACCAGAAAGCAGAGGAAGUGAAGAGAUUGCAGGCUUUAGGCAACACUGUGGCGAUGGUGGGAGAUGGCAUCAAUGAUUCACCAGCACUUGUGGCAGCAGAUGUAGGCAUGGCAAUUGGUGCUGGCACAGACAUUGCAAUUGAGGCAGCAGACAUUGUGCUUAUGAAGAGCAACUUGGAGGAUGUGAUAACUGCCAUUGAUCUUUCGAGGAAAACCUUCACUCGUAUUCGUUUGAACUACAUUUGGGCGUUGGGUUAUAAUGUGCUCGGGAUCCCAAUAGCUGCAGGGGUUCUCUUCCCAUCCACUGGAUUUCGCUUACCCCCAUGGAUUGCUGGAGCUGCAAUGGCUGCUUCUUCUGUCAGUGUAGUUUGCUGUUCAUUGUUGUUGAAGAAUUACAAGAGACCCAAGGAGCUAAAUAACCUUGAGGUGCGUGGAAUAAUGAUCGAGUGAUCAAUAGUAGACUUUUGGAUCAUGCGUUUGUUUGCAUCCCAAGGAAGUUCUUAGGUAGUGUUUUGGCUGAUUAAGGAACUAUAUGUACAUAAAGACUGCUUGGUUUAGUUUGCUUUCGUGUGUGUUAUAUGAAAGAAGUUUCCACUAGAAGAGGGUUCGGAAUC
This is a messenger RNA of Fragaria vesca subsp. vesca, 4480 nucleotides long. Its product is annotated as putative copper-transporting ATPase HMA5-like. Gene Ontology annotation, cellular component: membrane. The record is from RefSeq and is a predicted model, not a curated record. Gene Ontology annotation, molecular function: ATP hydrolysis activity; copper ion binding; ATPase-coupled monoatomic cation transmembrane transporter activity. The transcript has 6 exons. Gene Ontology annotation, biological process: monoatomic cation transport. The coding region runs from base 1335 to 4316 and encodes 993 amino acids. NCBI's taxonomy places the organism in Eukaryota, Viridiplantae, Streptophyta, Magnoliopsida, Rosales, Rosaceae.